Durusdinium trenchii is the source of this 901-nucleotide messenger RNA. Lineage: Eukaryota; Dinophyceae; Suessiales; Symbiodiniaceae. The record is from the annotation of a GenBank genome assembly.
GCUGGGUAAGAAGUUUUGUAAGUUUCUGUUCCGUUUGGAUUGGAGCAGAGUCGCACCAUUCAUUGGAUUUCCGAGCUCCCUCUAGGUAAGAUGUUUUCAUUUGGGCAUGUGUGAUUGAUGACAGAAAAAUAGAACUGAAGGUCCGGAUGUCAUCACAUUAAGCUACCAAAUUUUACCAAAUGCAGAAAUAUGUCGUGAGAGAAUUCUGUAGUUGCUUUGCACAAGGAAAUUUAUCAGUCCGGGUUUGUGCAGCCUGCAGGUAGCGACGCAAAGCCAAAGGCACCUCAACAUGAACCUAUCGUGAUGCAAAGCCAAAUGUGCUCGUGUUGUUUUUUCUAGUGCCUUCACACCUAACUCAUUAGAGAAUGCGCCACCAGGGUUCAUACAAGACUCGUGCUAGUUGAAGAUACUUCUGGAAUAUGUUUCAGAAGCCAAGUCCUUUGUGAAGCGAAUAUUCACCUUUGGAUUUUCCAGUGAUUCAGAAUGAUAGAUGCAAAUGUCAGGUUCAUUGGCCUUCAGUCUGAGAGAAGGUGACUGCUGUUCAUCUGAGGUCCUCUUGAAAAGAUACAGAAUAAGUAUGCAAAAGUCGGGAUCCAGCUUACCACGAGUGGAACUGGAAGAGCUGGGUCCAUCGAUGUCUUUGAGCCUGGACCGCACGAGGGAACCAGACAAGGACAAGUGGAAGCAUUCGAUCAAGGUGCCCAAGGCGGCAAAGCCUAAGAAGGUGAAGAACGUGAAGACUACUGACUUGGGCAAGACCGUCGGCAAGUUCCACUUAGGCAGGCAAGACUUCCACCAGAUUCACACAGUUCAUCAUGGCGCAAGUAAAAAGAAGAAGUUGGCCGCGAGCGCCAAAUCUGCUGAAGUGAAGCCAGAAGGCGCGGUGCCCACUCCAGCUUGA